Molecule: messenger RNA, 2223 nt
Organism: Acinonyx jubatus (cheetah)
Lineage: Eukaryota; Metazoa; Chordata; Mammalia; Carnivora; Felidae
Gene: PAPOLB
Product: poly(A) polymerase beta
Exons: 1
Coding region: 206-2131 (641 amino acids)
Cellular component (GO): nucleus
Molecular function (GO): RNA binding; poly(A) RNA polymerase activity
Source: RefSeq, a predicted model, not a curated record
UCUAGAACGCCGCGCCGAGGGCCCCGGCGCCAUGUUGGGGCUGAGGGGAAGGCAGAGAAGCGCUUGAAGCGGCGGGAGCGGAGAGGGAGCGGGAGCGGGUUGGACCCGGGCCGGCAGGAGCCCCGCCCCUCCCGCCUCAGCGGAUCAUGACCCGGGCGGAGGUCGCGGUGGCGGGGGAAGUGGCGUGGCGGGGCCGGCGCUAGAGAUGAUGCCGUUUCCGGUGACGACCCCUGGAUCACAACAGACCCCGCCGCCGCCCAAGCGCUGUGGCAUCUCCUCCCCCAUCAGUUUAGCAGCCCCCAAGGAGACUGACUGCGUACUUACCCAGAAGCUAAUCGAAACCCUGAAGCCCUUCGGGGUUUUUGAAGAGGAAGAGGAACUGCAGCGCAGGAUUUUAAUUUUGGAAAAAUUAAAUAAUCUGGUGAAGGAAUGGAUACGGGAGAUCAGUGAAAGCAAGAGCCUUCCACAAGCUGUAAUUGAAAAUGUUGGCGGGAAAAUCUUUACGUUCGGCUCUUACAGGUUAGGAGUACACACGAAAGGUGCCGAUAUCGAUGCGUUGUGCGUUGCUCCAAGACAUGUUGACCGAAGCGACUUUUUCACCUCGUUCUAUGAUAAAUUGAAACUACACGAAGAAGUGAAAGAUUUAAGGGCUGUCGAGGAGGCGUUUGUGCCAGUUAUUAAACUGUGUUUUGAUGGGAUAGAGAUUGAUAUUUUGUUUGCAAGGUUGGCGCUGCAGACCAUUCCAGAAGAUUUGGACCUAAGAGAUGACAGUCUGCUUAAAAAUUUAGAUAUUAGAUGCAUAAGAAGCCUUAACGGUUGUCGGGUGACAGAUGAAAUUUUACAUCUGGUACCCGACAUUGACAACUUCAGGUUAACUCUGAGAGCUAUCAAAUUGUGGGCCAAAUGCCACAAUAUCUAUUCCAAUAUAUUAGGUUUCCUAGGAGGUGUUUCCUGGGCCAUGCUAGUGGCAAGAACUUGCCAGCUCUAUCCAAAUGCGAUAGCAUCGACUCUUGUACGUAAGUUUUUCUUGGUGUUUUCUGAAUGGGAGUGGCCAAAUCCAGUGCUACUGAAAGAGCCCGAAGAACAGAACCUUAAUUUGCCUGUAUGGGACCCAAGAGUAAAUCCCAGUGAUAGGUACCAUCUUAUGCCCAUAAUCACACCAGCGUACCCACAGCAGAACUCCACAUACAAUGUGUCUGUUUCAACAAGGAUGGUCAUGAUUGAGGAGUUUAAACAAGGGCUGGCCAUUACACACGAAAUUUUGCUCAGUAAGGCAGAGUGGUCCAAGCUUUUUGAAGCUCCAAGCUUCUUUCAAAAGUACAAGCAUUAUAUUGUACUUCUAGCAAGUGCACCAACAGAAAAACAACAUCUAGAAUGGGUGGGCUUGGUGGAAUCAAAAAUCCGAAUCCUGGUUGGGAGCUUGGAGAAGAAUGAAUUUAUUACUCUGGCGCAUGUGAAUCCUCAGUCAUUUCCAGCUCCUAAAGAAAAUCCGGACAGGGAAGAAUUUCGCACGAUGUGGGUGAUUGGGUUAGUGUUAAAAAAGCCGGAAAACUCUGACGUUCUCAGUAUUGAUCUCACCUAUGAUAUCCAGUCUUUCACGGAUACGGUUUAUAGGCAAGCAAUAAAUACUAAGAUGUUUGAGGUAGAUAUGAAAAUUGCUGCCAUGCAUUUAAGAAGAAAGGAACUUCAUCAACUACUACCUAAUCAAGUGCUUCAGAGAAAGAAAACACAUUCAGCGGAAGGUGUCACUUUGACAGCUUUGAAUGACAACAGCCUUGACUUCUCUGUAGACAGCGAAGACGGCAUGUCUGUGCCUUCGCCUACUAGCACUAUGAAGACCGGCCCGACGACUGGCAGCUGUCCGGGCAGAAACAGUCCUGCUCCUGCUAUAAUGGUGGCAUCUGUGACCAAUGUGCAAGUUACUGAAGUCUCCUUGCAACAAGCGAAUCCCAGUGAAAGCCUGGGUGCGUCGGGGGAAAGCAUCCCUCAGACUGCCUCACCACCAGCGCUUUGUCCGCCACCAAAGCCCACAGUUGCCAGGGUUGUUUCUUCUACACGUCUGGUAAAUCAUCCGCCCAGGCCUUCAGGGAGCACGGCAACAAACAUAGCUAAUCCUAUGGUGGGAGUCUAGCAGACGUUCUCACCUCAGAAAGGACCAAAGCAACUAAAAGAAGAGGAACAAUCUCCUAAAGAGAAAGUCUAACUCCACUAGAAACCGUUCGG